UCUGCGGUAGUGGAAACAUUCAAACAGAAUAAGCGACGAAUAACUUAAACUGUGCAUCAUUAUGAUCAACGUAAACAAAGCAUCUUGGAAUAGAUAACCAAAAUUUCCAUUAUAAGCCUAUGUUGGACGAGUGUGGCUACAUUGUCACAACGGAUGAUGGGCAUUUCGUUUUUGUUCAUCCCAUAACUGGUGAGAUUAGUUUGAUGCACAUAAACAAAGUCAACUUUGAUAGCGAUGAAUCUGAAGACGAUGAUCCUGAAAAUCAUUCGAAUGCUGAAGUUACUAACCCAGAUGAAACAUCGAAUGAAGAGGAUGAUAUAGACGAGAUGGACUUUUCGGAUGAUGAUGAAAAUGGACCUUGGCAACCAAUUAGAGAACUCCACGAUUCAGGUUUCCAAGAUCAAUUAGAAUUUGUAGACGAAAGAUUCCCCGAUGAACCAGAUCCUGACUGACAAAAGUAUACACAAAAACUGUAAAAAAAACAGUA
Molecule: messenger RNA, 487 nt
Organism: Diachasma alloeum
Lineage: Eukaryota; Metazoa; Arthropoda; Insecta; Hymenoptera; Braconidae
Exons: 3
Coding region: 120-452 (110 amino acids)
Source: RefSeq, a predicted model, not a curated record